AUGGCUCAAAAAAGAUGCGCCCCAAAUCUUCCCUCUGUGUCAGUGAGUCCCUCUGGUGAAAUCGAGGAGGGCAGUUCAGUGACUCUGACCUGUCAAAGUAAUGCUUAUCCAGCAGCUAACUACACCUGGUACAAGAAGAAUGGAAAUACAGAACUUCAACCUCUCAGUGAAAAUACACCUCUUGUCUUCAGCUCCAUCCAGUCCUCUGACUCUGGACAGUAUUACUGUACAGCUGAGAAUGAGCUGGGGAGGACAUCUAGAUCCAUCUCUAUUGAUGUGAAAUAUGGUCCAAAGCUUCCCUCUGUGUCAGUGAGUCCCUCUGCUGAGAUAGUGGAGGGCAGUUCAGUGAAUCUGACCUGUAGCAGUGAUGCUAACCCAGCAGCUAACUACACCUGGUACAAGGAGAAUGAAGACUCACCAAAAGCAUCAGGACAGAUCUUCACCAUCACUGACUUCAGAGCUGAACACAGUGGGAAUUAUUACUGUGAAGCCCAGAACAGAAGAGGACAUCAGAACUCCACCUUACAUCUGACUGUUGUAGCAGAUAAAUCAACAAUAACACUGAUGACAAACAGCAUCAGGUUGACUCUGGUGGGGGUUGUGGGGCUGAUUCCUCUGCUGCUUUGUUGUCGCAGGAUGAGGAAGAAGAAAGCUCUGAGCUCCACCACUGAACCAAAUGAACCCAUAGAGACUGUGGAGUUAGACUCUUGUCCUGAGUAUGAUGACAUCUCAGAGACUGCAGCACAGACAGAAGACCCAGAGGAGCAGGAAGACCUGGUGUGAAGGUCAGACAGUGCAGUCAAACCAGAGGGAGACUCACAUGGAGGAAAACAAAAAGAAGUCUUUAACUCCAAACGUUUUCAUUCUCAGUUUUUUAGAAGCAGCAGGUAGCAGAAGAUUAGAGAAGAAUGCAGCUUUAUUUGUACCUGUGCAGGUACAUAACAUAACUGAACUCAGUUCAGGAUUUGACUUGGUAUGCAAAGUGAUAUUUUAUGUAGUAAAUUACUUUUAAGAAAUAUUGUUCACCCUUUCACAUCACACCUUUCCUGGCAGAGAAAGCCAGUAAAGUCCAACUAUUCCACAGCAUGUACAGUAGAUCUUAUAUGGUAUAUUUUUACACAUUGAAAUACAUGAGCUCAGCUCUGUCAAACUUUGCUAGUUGUUCAUUUGUAUUGAAUGAAUUGUAUUGUAUUGCAUGUAUUGUAGUUUGAACAUCAUGCCAGUUCCCUCUCACUGCUGCAGAGGGAGAUAGUGUUCAGGUGCAAGCUUUUGAUUUCAGCUUUAAACAAACUCUUUUUGGGUUCAUUCUUCAGAAUGAAGU
Perca fluviatilis (European perch) is the source of this 1321-nucleotide messenger RNA. RefSeq names its product B-cell receptor CD22-like. The coding region runs from base 1 to 783 and encodes 260 amino acids. Gene Ontology annotation, cellular component: membrane. NCBI's taxonomy places the organism in Eukaryota, Metazoa, Chordata, Actinopteri, Perciformes, Percidae. The transcript is spliced from 6 exons. Gene Ontology annotation, biological process: cell-cell adhesion. The record is from RefSeq and is a predicted model, not a curated record.